AUGGAGCACCAACAGACCCUAGGAAUGACCAGAACCCUCAGCGCCUGCCUGCUCAAUGGAAAGAUGCAGAACGGGGGGGACUCUGGGACGGGGGGAGCCAAGGCUUCCAUGACUAGCUAUGGGGGGGAGGUGGUGGGGAGCAGGGGGGCUCAGACACAGGCCAGCCACAGACACAUGGAGGGUGGGGGGAACAUUCGCUGCACCAAGGAAGGGGUGAGCGGCGAGAUGAGGAUCAGUGAGCAGCCUUCGGACUGUCUGGAGGGGAGGGGCCAGAUGCUCCACCACGCCCUUCCCUACUCUGUGGCGCCGCCCCUGCAAAUGGGUUCAGCCGCUGGGGGAGGCCACCCCCACCUCCACCCCCACCACCACUCUCACCCGCAUCCGGGGGGGUUCCACUGCCUUCAGCUCCACCCCAGCCAUCCCCACCACCCCCACACACACCACCACCCGGACUUCUUCUGCCCGCCUCCACCUGCCCCUCUAACCAACCCCUCGCCGCACGAGAGGGGAGGGGGAGGGGGGCGAGACCCCAAAGUGACAGGGCCCACGUUCAUACCAUCUGUAGGGGGAGGACACCUGGGGGACAAGUCCAGCGGGCAACCCUUCCAGAUGGGCACCCCAACCGACUGCCAGGGGUUGGUGGGUGGGGGCGGCAGUGCCAAGGAUAAGGCCAUGGAGAAGAGUAACUGGCACAGGAAACAGCAGCAGCAGCUGUACAGAAAGGCUGAGAAGACCCCGGACUGGAUGCAGCAGCAGAGUCACCACCCCCAACAACCCCAUCCCCAACAACCCCUUCCCCAGCAGGCCCAGCCCCAACAGCUCCAACAGCCCCAACAGCCCCAUCCCCAACAACCCCUUCCCCAGCAGCCCCAGCCCCAACAGCCCCAGCCCCAACAAACCCAGCCCCAACAGCCCCAGACCCAACAACCCCAGACCCAACAACCCCUUCCCCAGCAGCCCCAGACCCAGCAGCACCAAGCCGUGCGUUCUCGCAGCGUCGAAUGCAUCAAUAGCGUGGGAGUGGACACCACCGAUGUGUUCAGAGACUGCUCCCUCCCGGGCCCCCUGCCCAACGCCUCACCCCUGGGGGGUCGAGGAGGUGCAGGCGGUGGUGCUGGAGGUGGGAGUUGUUCUUUACAGAGAGAUGGUCAGAAGGUGGCCCGUAUUCGCCACCAGCAGCACGGUGGGCCUGGCCCGGACGCCCCAGCAGCAGAGCUGAACCAGAACAACAAACAGAACCAGGACCUGAACAGGAAGCUAGAGAUGUCCCCGUACGGCUACAGCAACAGUGGGCAGGGACAGCAGCAUCACCCCCAGCAGCCCCCGGUUCCUCCCUGGGCCAUGAGGCCUCACCACAUCCACCCUGCAGAGGAGGAGCAGCAGCGGAAGGCCUACAUGGAGUCUCUCAGUGGUGGCAGACAACAGCCCCAGCAACAACCAGGGCAAGGUAUGGGCCUCCCUCCUCAUCCUUCUCCCCAGCCCCAGCCACCUCCACCCCCAGCCCCCUCUCAGCAGCAGCAAGACCCCCAGGUCGCCUCACAGGCCCAGGAGGAGAGCAGUGCCAUGAAGAGCCUGCUGAAGUACAGCACCCAGCAGCCCCUGCUCCUCUCCCAGAAGAGUCCCUUCGGAGGCCUGGGGAGCCUCAAAUCCGCUGGUCCUGGGGGUCCUGGAGGUGGAGCCCCUGGGGUUAGCUGCACCCUGCAAGGCAGCAAACAACAACAGGCCUUGCCCACCAGGAAGGGCCCGGUCAAUGACGGCGAGCGCUCUGACUGUGGGGGGCGUGGCCGGGAGGUGGGCGAGGCGGUGGGUCACGGUGAAGGAGAGGUGCGCCAACCGCCUGUGGGCAUCGCAGUCGCCGUGGCGAGGCAGAGGGAACCGUCCUGUCGCCCGGUGGACGCCCACCCCAACAGCCGGCAGGGGCGGGUGCACCCCUCCAUGAAAGGACCUCCUCGCUCCAUGUACCCCUCAGACCCUGCAGGAGAGGAGGAGAGGAAGAGGAUGAGUGGAGAGCGGAUGGGUCUGACCUGCCUGGACCGAGACAGAGAGGCCUACAUCAGGGAUAAUAAGGAUCCAGUGGACUUCACAAGGAUCCAUCCGUCAACAGCUGUCACGGUGACAUCACCUCUCACCUCAUGGUGCCGGUCUUUUCUACAAUGGUUUUCCCUUGCAUGCACACGCCCAUCUCGGCCCACCACCAUUGGCUGCCGAGCACUGGAAGGGGUCCAUCUGGAUGACAAGCCACUCCUACGGAAUCGGCCACUCAGCCCUUCACCAGAACCUGCCCCAGGUUUUUCUGCAGCCAUGCCAGGGUCUCUACAGCCUGUGCUGCCUCUGCCUCAGGACCCGUUACCCAGCUGGUGGUGUUACCCACAGAGCCUGCUGCCCACCCUGUCACACAUCACCUGGGUUAAGAGCCUCACUAGUUUCUACGGCAACAGGAGCUGUACGCUCUCCAGCAGCAUCAACAGCAUCAUCAUCUGCAGCAGCAGCAUCAACAUCAACAGCAACAGAGUCACCAGUCACACCCCCAGCCACAACCCCACCUUCCAAACCCUACUCCUCCUACCACAGAAACACCCCCACCCAGGGGCCUGCACUGCUCACCUGUCCCCCUGCUGCCAGUCCCAGUCCCCCACCCUGCGCCCCCACCCUAAGAGCACCCCAUCCACCCCCUGCCCCGCCCCUAGCCCUGCAGCCGCCGCCCCUCGGUCUCCGGAAAUCAGUCCCGCCCCCCCACAGCUGCCAAAAGGGGCGGAGACCCAGGACAAGAGAGGAGAGGGACAGCCCCUGCAGGAUUACCCACAAUCCCUGGAGCCUGACUUGCCUCCUGGAUACACCUACCCUGCCAUCGCCAUGGGUUACAGGAGCUGCACAUCGCCCCACGAUGUCCGAUUGGCCGAGCCAGCUGACCUGGAGGCGGUUCAGGCGGAGCCUGCUGAGAAUGCUCCCCAGCCUCUCUCCAGCCUAGGGGCGGAGCUAGAGUGUCAGGCCAUGGUGAGGCCCCUCCCACACCAGGACGUGGAGGAGGAAGAGGAGGGGCAAAAGGAAGAGGAGGUGCAGAGAGAGGAGGUGGAAGCCAGAGAAGCAGCAGGCAGCUGUGGACCUCCAGAUCAGGAGCAUAGGGAGGAGCAGGAGGAGGAGGUGUCAGUGUGUCCUCCUACGGAGAGCCGUGUGUGUGACACCGCCUCCUGUCCCAUCCCUAUCCCCCUCUCUGAGGAGGAGAACCACAGAGAUGACCCCACCUCCACCCUGGAGGAGCAGGAGGAGGAAAAGUGCAAGGUGGAGAGAGGACAGCAGCAGGAGGUGGCAGGAGAACAGGAGGAGCAGGACUCCACCAUCAUCGACCUGGACCCUCCCUGCACUGCCCAACCCCACCAGGAGGCAAAUACUGAGGAGGAAGAGGAGGGAGGAGAGGAGGAGAGUACUCCUAAUGAUGACAACCACUCAGUAGAGUUGGUGUGCCUCUCCCCCUCCUCUCCCUCUCUGUGCCCCAGCCAGUCUAUCAUCACCCUCUCCACCCCCCUGAAACCCAUUGUGCCUAGUUACUGGAGCCUAGAGCUGCUGAUCGCUGCAGCCUUCUGUGCCGACGUCCCUCCGUUUCCCAUGCUGGCCUCCAGCACCCUCCAGCCCCAGGCCUGUGACACCCAUCCCUGCCCCAGCCACCCCCACCACGGCAUGGAGCUGCUCAGCGAGCUGGCCGACCUGGAGCUCCAACAGCACCGACACAACACAGGAGACAGCCAAGGAGAGGAGAUGUUGAUCUUUGACCUCCAGAGUCUUGCCACCCUGGCAGCAGCCCGUGCCUUGGAGCUGGGUGCCCAGGAGGGUAGCGGGGAGGGUGCCGGGCGGCACUACCCGGCCCGCAAGACCCUCAAUCUGCGCAGGAAAUACAGCUGGACACCUCGCCACGAACCGGCAUGCCCGGCCAAGGGCACCAUGGAGAGGAUGGAGGGUCCAGAGCUGGCCAUGCGGGUGAAGCUGGCAGAGCUCCAGAGGCGCUACAAAGAGAAACAGAGGGAGUUAGCCAAGCUACAGAGGAAGCAUGACCACCAGAAGGAGGAAACACCUCGCAGCCCUGCUCGUAGAGGACCGGGGCGGCCCAGGAAACGUAAAUCAACCCCCACCGCUGGCCCAGGCUCCUCCUCUGAGACCCAGAGGAAAGUCAAGUCGUUAGGGGCGGGACUUGGCCUGUCGCCCGAGGACCUGCUGGGAGGAGGGGGUGGGGACGCCCAGAGGAAGAAGAAGAAGCUGUCCAAUCGGGGCUUUGAGCGGCUCGGCGCGGCAGAGAUAAAAGUGCAUGGCAGUAGCAGAAAGAGUGUCCUCCACGGUGUCCUCAGCUCUAAGCUGGCCCGUGACGUGGCCCAUCAGCAGCUCAGACAGCACAAGGCCCAGGGCGGGAAGAGGACUGGGAUGGGGGCGGGACCACGGGAUAAGGAGGAGGCGGCCUCUGCAGCUAGUUCUGCCCCAAAGCACCAUGGACAUCGAGGCCAGGCCACCUCCAAGGCCGAGUCCAGACGAGUCAUCAACGAGUCCGGAGGUCAGAGUGACACAGCAGCCAGUGCAGACAGCGGCGGCCAGGAGGGCUGGACGGGGACCCCGCUGAUGAUGCGUGGGGGCAGGAGGAAUGGGAUGGGGGGAGCUCUCGGGGUCCAGGGGUCCGCACGGCUGCAGCAGCCCAGGGCCAGGGUCCUCCGAGCCAGUAGUCAGGAAGCCAUGGAGGGGGGAGAGACCUCCCCUACAGAGAGUGAAUCCUCCAACCAGGAAGACGAAGAAGAGGAAGGAAGUUAUGACAGUGACGAAGGACAAGACAUCAAAGCACAACCCUCCCGAGACGUCUCUUCAUGCUCCACUGUGACUGGUCCAUCCCCCUCGUCUGUCGUCAAGCUGGAGGCCAAUCAGAAAGCCCGGAACAAAAAAGAGAGGCAGGAACUUUACGGUUCCCAGAGUUUGUCCGGGGCAGAGGGAGAGGUGAAGGUGAGGAAGAGGGCCCCCUGUAGGCUUGGCAUGGUCACUGCAGCCAAGAAGCACCCAGAGUAUCAGGACCAGUCAGAGGGGAUGAGGAGGACCGGCGGACCCAGGUCCCAGGAGCCUCGCCGGGAGAGCCUAGGGACCCGGGGCAGCCUCUACCGGAGGACCAUGGGACCGGUCACCUUCCCCACCACCAGUGAGAGGCUGAAGAGGGCCACACGCAAGAGCACCAUGCUGAGGGGACCCAUUAACAAGAGGAGAAGUUGCUGGUCAGGCGGUGUCCAAUCACCUCAGAGUGACGACAACACUUGCAGGGGGAGGAGGAUCCGAAACAAACAGCCCAAGGGCCGUGCAGUGAGCCGUCUACUAGAGAGCAUGGCGGCGGACGAGGGCUUUCAGAUGGAUGAGGAUGAUAGCAGCUUCUCCGAGGGGGAUGAGGACAGUAACCCAACAUACCCUCACAACCCCAGGAAUCCACUAGCAGCCCCCAGCUGUGUCCUGACCAGACAGCUGCUGACAGAUGGACUCAGGGUGCUGAUCUCCAAGGAGGAUGAACUUCUCUACGCAGCCCGGGUCCACACACUGGAGCUGCCAGACAUCUACAGCAUUGUUAUUGACGGGGAGAGAGGAAACCGCCCCAGAAUCUACUCACUGGAGCAACUGCUGCAGGAAGCGGUCCUGGAUGUGCGUCCAGAGACAGAGUCGGUGCUCUCUGAGGGGACGAGGGUGUGUGCCUACUGGAGCGAACGCUCUCGCUGCCUAUACCCAGGCAACAUACGCCAAGGUGGUUCAGGGGAGGAGGGGAAGCAGGGAGGUGUAAUGGUGGAGUUUGAUGACGGAGACAGGGGGAGGAUCUCCCUCCUAAACAUCCGCCUCCUCCCCCCGGGCUACCAGAUCCACUGUGCGGAGUCGUCCCCUGCCCACCUGGUGUCUAGCGGCCGGGCGGCUCGGAGGAGCUUCAGUCUGGAAAAAGCCCCCCUGAGUGAGAGAGUCUCGGAGAGACAGGCCAGCACAGAGCCUGCCAGGAGACGACCAGGGAGACCCAAAGGUUCAGGGAAGAAGAAGAACCUGUCAGACAGCACCAAUAAGAACGCAGCCCCUCUGCUCAGCUGGCCGGCUGUGGCUGUCCCCAGGAAGAGGGCCUGUGAAAAUCUGUUCCAGCUCAACGGGACUCCCAGGAAGGGCCUGAGGGGGACGAGGGAGGCACACCUGUUCCCCCUGCCCCCGGCCCCUGUCUCUACACCGACCAAGGGCCUGUUCAGCAGCAGCUCCUUCGAGGUUGACUCCUUCAGCAGCAGCAACGGCUACUCCUCCUUCUGUAGCACCCAGCCCACCGGCAUGUCCCUGGGUUCCAGGACCGGGCCCUAUGUCCAGAGACGGAGGCCCGGCGAGGUGCCGCGGAGCAGCAGGAAGAGCAGUCAGGAGUUCCUGGUCAAACUGGAUCACGAGGGGGUGACUUCACCCAAGACGAAGAACAGCAAGGCCCUGCUGCUGCUGGGCGGUGGCUCUGGGUUCGGGGCCAAAGGCGUGGGCGGCCUCCCCAGGCCUGAGGCCUACUCCCACCCAGUCCUGCUGGUCAAGGACAACAGGAAGGGAGUUUCUGCCUCAAGGGCUGAGCUCCUCCUUAAGGGUGCCCCUCCUCCACAGAGGAAGGCUUCUCCCUCCCUGGCUAUUGGGGAGUACGGUGUCGGCGAGCUUGGUCUCAGCUGCCAUCGGGACUGCCACAGCUCCUACUCAGACCUGGACAACGAAGAGGAGGAGGAAGAGGAGGAGAGGAGGAGGAGAAGGGGGGCUGCGCUGGCCACAGCAGCCUCUGGAGGACUGAGGACGGCAGGAAGCUUUCUCUCGCGCCUCUCCGUCUCAUCCUCUUCCUCUGGUUCCUCAAGUUCGUCCAGCUCAGGCUCCAUGUCCAGUUCCAGCCUGUGCUCCUCGGAUAACGACUCGUCCUACAGCUCGGAGGAUGAGGAGAGCUCCACGCUGCUGCUACAGAGCUGCCUGUCCUCCCACCAUGGCCUGCUGCAGUCCCCUGAGCCCCCGGCUGCAGCCGGACCCCACCAGGGCCAACAGUCCUUCGUGGCCAAGGCUGUGGCCGUAUCCAACACCAAGGCAGGAGGAGCCACCAACGACCACAGUGCCAACAACAAGCUUCUCAAAAGGAAGGAGUGUAGCAGCUCGUCCCCCUCCAAACCCCCCAGAGACCUGGUGAAGAGGCAAAGGGUUAUCCCCGGUGAUGCAAGACCAAGACCCAAGAUGAACACGUUCCUACCGGGAAGACAGAUGUGGCGGUGGUCGGGGAACCCCACUCAGGUGAGACACGGGUUGAUCUUUCUAUGGUCAUUAAGUUUAUGCCAAUCUAUUCCUGCCCUAACCCUCUCACAAUCCUCCAUACAAUAUAUAAAUGUGACCCUAACCCUCUCACAAUCCUCCAUACAAUAGAUAAAUGUGACCCUA
Molecule: messenger RNA, 7419 nt
Organism: Oncorhynchus keta (chum salmon)
Lineage: Eukaryota; Metazoa; Chordata; Actinopteri; Salmoniformes; Salmonidae
Product: BAH and coiled-coil domain-containing protein 1-like
Source: RefSeq, a predicted model, not a curated record